AUGUCCCCAUAUGCCCUGGAAUUCGAAAAAGCUUGCCAUCUGCCUCUCGAGCUGAAACACAAGGCAAUAUGGGCAAUCAAAAAGCUGAAUUUUGAUCUGACUAAUGUGGGAGAAAUCCGAAAGCUUCAGUUGAACGAGCUGAUCGAAUGGCGCAUGAACACCUAUGAAAAUGCUAAACUCUAUAAGGAACGAACAAAGAAAUGGCAUGACGAUCGUAAGUUGAAGUCCCGCUGGUUUGGCCCAUUCCGAAUUAAGACUAUCUUUCCCCAUGGCACGGUGGAGUUGACAAACGAGGAUGGAAGCAACGUAUUCAAAGUCAAUGGUCGGAGAAUUAAACCCUACUAUGGGGGUUUUGUGGAACGACACAAAAAGACCAUCGACUUAGGCAGGCAAGCCUGA
Benincasa hispida (wax gourd) is the source of this 399-nucleotide messenger RNA. NCBI's taxonomy places the organism in Eukaryota, Viridiplantae, Streptophyta, Magnoliopsida, Cucurbitales, Cucurbitaceae. The record is from RefSeq and is a predicted model, not a curated record.